This is a messenger RNA of Momordica charantia (bitter melon), 912 nucleotides long. RefSeq lists its product as uncharacterized. NCBI's taxonomy places the organism in Eukaryota, Viridiplantae, Streptophyta, Magnoliopsida, Cucurbitales, Cucurbitaceae. The record is from RefSeq and is a predicted model, not a curated record.
AUGAAAGCUUCCAUCAUCUUCCGCGACGACCAAAACCCUAUUCUGAGAGCCAAAAUCCCUCUCAAUUUCUUCGGCUUCCCCCUUCGUUCCGCCAUUGAAGUUGCAGACGUCCACGAUCUCUCCUUCACCUUCAGCACUUUCUUCAGAUCCGGCCCUUCCUUCAACCUCUCUUACCGCCCCAAUGAUUCCAUCAACCCCUUCACUCUCGCCCUCAAGGCCGGAAUCGGACUGUUCGGCUCGCCGAUCGACGCUCCCAUGGCUUUCACGGCGGAAUUCAACCUUCCACGCAACGAACCCCCUCGGUUCUUCCUCCACUUCCGCCCUCGACUCGGCGAUUUCACUCUCCGGAGAUCCGUCCAGUCGCACAUCCCGAAUUUGAAUUUGCCCUAUCGGAACGCGAUUUCGCGAAUGGAUGAUGAUGUUGCUGCUCUGAGUAAGGGAAAGUCCGUCGACGAUGGCGCCGAAACUUCUGGAGAAGCCGAUUCUGACCUGACGCUCGGAAAUGGGAUCGACUGCUCGCAGGUCUYGACUCGAAUCGACGAUGUGCUCUCGAGUGUGGAGAUUUGUGCGRGAUCGAGGUUCAAGGUGAGGGACCGGGCGGCGGUGAAGUUCCGAUGGACCAUGAGAUUUCCGGUUAGCGUUAGAACGGAAGAUUUUACUGCCAGGACUCUGCUCUCCAAAAUGCCGUAUCUAACAUUGGGAAAAAUCAAAAUCGAAGGCGUCGGCGAACAAGAAAGCGAUGAGGCAGCCGGCGCCGGCGAGUAUUCAGCUUUGAGGAAGCAAUUGGACGAUUUAUGGAGCGAAAGCCGGUGGUUGAAGAUGAACGUAGAGCAACUUCGGUCGGAAAUCGGUGAGCAGAAAGCUGCACCGGCGACGCCGCCGGUUGAAUCUCGGAAGAGAAGGGGAGCUUGA